AUGGCUGAUCUCCUUGAGCUUCGUGGCGAAAACAGAAUAUGGAAACUUAAGCGUCAGCGCAUACUCGGGAAGGGAAGCUUCGGUUGCGCAACGCUUUACGAGCAGGCGGACGAAACGGCGCAGGGAGGUGGUGAUCGUUUUGUUGUUGUGAAGGAUGUGGAUAUGCAAACAAUGAAAAAAGAUGAAGAGAUGAAGGCAUUGGAUAUGGAGGUGAGUAUACUUCGCCGCUCUAUGGGACACCCCAACAUUGUGCAAUUCCUCGACCGCUACCACGACGGUAAGUUCAUGGUGUACAUCAUCAUGGAAUUUUGCAACGGUGGUGAUUUGGGGCAGCGUAUUGAACAGCUCCAGUACCGUCACAAGAAGGAAGAAGAGAGUUUUGUAGCCUCACUUAUGAUUCAGAUGUUGGUUGGAUUGAAUUUCCUGCAUGUUGACCAGCGCACCCUCCACAGGGACAUUAAGCCACAGAACAUCUUCAUUUUCGAAGACGGAACCGUUCGUAUAGGAGAUUUUGGCGUGUCGGUAGUGCUCGAUCAGCUUGGCGGGGUGGCGAAGAUGGCGUGUGGCUCGCCGCUUUACAUGGCGCCUGAACUUUGUGAGGAGCGGGCAUAUGAUGGAAAGGCUGAUAUAUGGAGUCUCGGCGUCACCUUGUAUGAACUCAUGAUGCUGAAACGCCCCUUCAACUCCACAUCAGCACCAACACUCAUGCGGAUGAUCUCGCGCGGAGAGUAUCAACUCAUCACACCGGAAGAUGGUUACUCCUCGCCUCUCAUUGAUUUGGUUCAUUCAUUUUUACAGAAAUCCGCGGUAACACGACCAACACUUAGGCGCGCACUGCGUAGUUCCUACGUCCAGAACAAUCUUUCCACUGUUCCACUCAGUUGUCUGGAGUCCAAAUAUUAUAAACAGAUAUUUGGUGAGGAAAUAGUGCAGAAGGCCAUCAGCGCCAAGAAAAGGUCCAUGGGUGCAUCCACCAGUGGGAGUGGUGGUGACGGUUGUAGCAGCGGUAGUACCAAUAAUAAUUAUAACAAUAAUAACAAUAAUAAUAAUAAUAACACUAAUGCAAAAACUAGCGUCGCGACCUCCGAAUUGGAUUCUUGGUUGGAGCAGAGCAAAGGUGUGACGGAUGCGUUGGCUGAACAAAAAAUGUCACCGCAACGGCCCAAAAGUGCGCUGGCGCGGCGACCGCUUCUUCAGCCGAGCAGUGUUUCAACCCGAUCAGAGAAGACGCCGAGCAUCCCACCAAUUUGUGAGAAUUCGGAACGGCCGCAAAGCCGAAUGUCAUUUCACAAACCGUCGGGUCGCGUGAGCGGCGGUGAUGAGUAUGAAGAUGACUUUGAGAGCAGCGGCAGCAGUAAUUAA
Molecule: messenger RNA, 1362 nt
Organism: Trypanosoma brucei brucei TREU927
Lineage: Eukaryota; Euglenozoa; Kinetoplastea; Trypanosomatida; Trypanosomatidae
Product: protein kinase, putative
Exons: 1
Coding region: 1-1362 (453 amino acids)
Biological process (GO): protein phosphorylation
Molecular function (GO): protein kinase activity; ATP binding
Source: RefSeq, a predicted model, not a curated record